CACAGUUUGUUUUCCUUAUCUUGGAAAUUUUUGAAGUUUUAUAACAGCUUUCAUCAUAAUGAUUUGAGGCAUUUUAUUUGCAUUUUGACUGAAAUGUCUCAUUGCAUUUCAAAAGGUUUCAAGCAAUCAAAUCCCUUAAUGCCUGGCAUACAAAAAUCUGAGGGGGUAUAAUCAUGGAAUUGGCAUUUUCUGUUUAGAAUUAGAUACAACCUGUUUAAAAUGUUGCUUUCUGUUGAAAAGACAAUUAGAUGUAACAAUUAAAAACUUUUUCCCAAAAGGCAGAGUGAGAUGGCACAACUAAUCUCACAGGUAUUUGUCUUCCUACAUGCAAAUCUUGACUUUUACUGACAUCCAGAAGAGACUUGUAUCCUGUCAGAGACUCUUGGAACAUUGUUUUGUAGUAAUUGCAUCGUUUGCCAGUUGAGGUGACUGUCAGUCACACUGAACAGAACAAUGCAUUGCCUUUCAUUGCAGCCCCAGGUGUGUGCCCCUACUAUUGACUUUGUGUACAGUCAUUUUUAGUUUUGGAAAUUGCUUUUUUGUCCUUUUAUUUUUCUGGUAGGCAACAGAUGAAAACUCUAGAAGCAAAUUUUAUAACAGUUUAUCAUGACAUUUGUACGACAAAUCUUUCUUCCAAAAAGGCAAAAAAUUACAAAGGUUUCCCUGAAAAAAAACCUCAAAAAAUACAGACAGAAAUGUGCUGAAACCUCUGAUGGACCUAAGCUUACAGUGGGUCAUUCCCAUUUACAGCCUGGAACAGGAAGAAUGAAAGUCUAUAGCUUUAGUUGUGUCUCAGGGGUAAAAUUCCAUGUGUAACCCACCCCAUUUCUGACCACCCUACUCCUGACUGGACCAUAUUUACUUUUGGCACCAUGGAGCAAAUCACUGAAGAAAGAUAAACAGAGGAAAGCCCUUAAAUCUCUCGCUGCAGCCAGGCUUCUCAGUAAAGAGCCAGAGAACAGCACUUGGAAUCCUUCAGAUUUUCCCAGGAGAGGCUCUGUGGCUUCAGGUGGCACAAGAGGGUCUGUGUGACCUCCUUGCAGGCACAACAACUUCCAGCCAAGACCUGAUUUUGCAGGGAAUGAGAGGUUUGAGCAAUCGUGUGUGCAGUGAAAUGCUGCUCAGCAGCAAGCAAACUGAAAGGAAUUAGCUUCAACAUUUUUGCUCUUUUUGUUACCUGGGUGGAAGAAACAAUCAGGAUGGCUUCUACAAGUAAAAGACAUUAUGCAGUGAGAAUUCAAAAUACAUUUUGCCCUGAGGGUGGAGUCUGCAAGCACGGAUUCCUCAUCAAAUCACCACCUCUUCAACUUUUCAGCUCACAGAAUUCCUGGAAGAGGCGUCUGUUUGUCCUGUCCAAGUCCAGCACAGGGAAUUACAUCCUGAAGUAUCUAAAAGGCCAACAUGUGAAAGGCUCCAUAGCUGUUGACCAGAUCAUAAGUAUUCAAGUUGGCAUAAGCAAUGCUGAAAUUAUGGAAACGGUGAGGAAGAUGUUUAAAUGCCUUCCUGAGCAGGUGAUGUCCAUCAGCACUGGAAGCAGACGUUACUACCUCGUUGGGGACAGCAGGCAGGAAAUAGAUGACUGGGUCACUCUGAUAUCUUCAGUCUGCAGGGAGGACAAAAGAAGUGGAUGCUGCCCUCAGAAUAAAGAUCUUCCAAAUCCAGAGGUCAGAAGCCGGACUUCCUCUUUGCCACUGUUCUUGAGUUCUGUAGAUAUGGCCAGCUUUUCAGAUAGGCAAGGCUACCAGAAGGAGAAUGGUUCCUCAGAAGACAAGAACAGGCCUUAUUCAGAUCCUGGCCCCCAUCAGGCUCAGUGUGACUCACCAAGAGGAGUUUUUCCAAGCCUGCAGGAUAAAAUUCUGGGAAGAAGUGAGGAGAACCUGCUGUUGUCAGAUCCAGAGGAAAACAUGAAAAAGGAUGAGGAAGAUUAUUACCAAACUCCCAGCAAUGUUUUAGCUAAGUGCACUACUGAAGUAUCAAAGCCUGACCCUUCAGCUGAGUCUGACAUCCCUGUGCAAGAGAAGCCAUUGCAGAACAGCCCAGUAAAGGAGAACAUUUAUAUGUCAAUGAAAUCACUUAAGCUGCUGGAUGAGACAUGCCAGCUCACGUGCAGACGUGAUGGGCUCCCAUCCCCUCCCAAAUGCCAGAACAACAGUGCAUGUCCAAGAGACUUGGAAGCAGACAAAGGCACAGAAUUCCCAGAAAGCAGCACCAGCCUGCAGCCAGCCCUCCAGAGAAGGCAAAACUCAUUACCCCUCUCAGUGGUUCACUUGUCUAUACUGCUCAGUCAAGUUACAGAUGACAUGCAGCUGCAGAAACUGGAUAUUUUCGUACCCCUGGCUGAUAUUAACAAUUACCUAAAACUUACUGAAGCAGCAGGACGAAUUUGUGUUUCACAGUGGGCUGGUCCUCUCAGGCUGGGGUGUUUGUUUAACCACGGAGACCACGUGGUGGCAGUGAAUGAUCUGCAGCCCCAGGGUGUGGAGGAGGCUUACUUCUUCAUCAGCAGGUCCACGAGAAAGGAGGUGAAACUUACUGUAUGUAGGAUUCCACAUUCAGAUAUCUUCCAUGCUAAAGGCUGCUCGUGUUCCUGAAAAAUAAAAAGACCUCAAUGAUUAGUGGUGUUCAAAGGCCUGUUUGUGCUGAAUUCUGCAUAAAUACAGAGGGAACUCCCAGUUCUGAAACUACAGAGGCUGAAAAUGGAAGAAAACACAUUCCUUGGGAGCUCUGCUCCAAAGCUGCUAUGGGAGUCCUUUGCUCUGCACUGCUGCUUUGAGCACAGCAGAUCCAUUUCUGCCUAAGGAGCCCCUGAGGGAUGGGAUGGCUGGCUGUCACUAUCCAGGGCUUCUUCCAGCCCUGAAACUCUGUCAGUCUGCUAGGACAGUCCUCAUGGCCUGAAUCCUAAAAUCACAGACCACCUACUUCAGGAACCUCUGCUGAGGAUGGCAUCCUCAGCCUUUCCUGGCCAAAGUUUGCCUCAGGUCUUCUGAACUUUGGAAAAGGAAAGUCCAGACUUUUCUCUGUUGUUCCAAGACUCAUCUCUCUGUAAAAUCAGGAAAUUAUUUUCUAAUAUUUAUCCCAGAUUAUUUUUUCAGAAAAUUGACAUGAUUUUUUCUUGCCCUAUUUUCAGUGGGCAUAGGGAAUGUUUGGAUUGCCACUGUCUGCACAGAAAUCUUCAUUAUGGAAGAUAUUUUUUCUACCUAUUCUUCCUUCUCUUUUUCUUAGACCAAACAUCCUGCAUGCUUCCAUAAUUUUUCAAACAGCUCCUGAAAAUGGUAAUGUGAGACAAAUACCUUGUGUUUCCAGUUAUGGAUGAAUGGAGGAGGUGAGAAACUUAAAUUCAAAGAAUUCAAUUCAAAUUGAAUUCAAAGAAUUCAAAUUCUUUUUGAAUUUCAUCAAAAAGAAAGCCAAAGCCAUGAAGCAAUUUCCUAGAAGUUCAUAGAGAAACAUUUCUCCAAAGAGGUGAAUUAGUGAGGAAGAUUCCCCCAUGCUGGUGGGAGAAGAGCUACCUCCAGGGAACCUGCUGCAGAAGCAGAUGUUGAACACUGCAUGCUGCACCUCUCAGCCAUGGAAGAAUGUUACUUUUGGACAAAACCAGGAUUUGGUUAGAUAUAGCAUGUACAGAAUAAAUCCAGAAUACUUUAAAGCCCUGGGGGAUUACAUCUGUGCUUCAGUAAACAGUUAGAGAUGUGUUACUCCAUAAUUGAUCAUUAUGUCAGUUUGCACAACGCUAAAUGCAGAUAAUUAAUGUCACAUACUGGCUGAUUCAUAGCACUUACAGAGAUACAAUAUGGCAAUUACAUUGGUACAGUAAAUUCUGGUAGCGUGUGUGAAGUUGUCUGCCCACAUAUGAUUAAUAAAUGUCCUAACACUUUACAACA
Molecule: messenger RNA, 3878 nt
Organism: Motacilla alba alba
Lineage: Eukaryota; Metazoa; Chordata; Aves; Passeriformes; Motacillidae
Gene: PLEKHS1
Product: pleckstrin homology domain containing S1
Exons: 15
Coding region: 1200-2591 (463 amino acids)
Source: RefSeq, a predicted model, not a curated record